Messenger RNA from Debaryomyces fabryi, 5151 nucleotides. RefSeq lists its product as uncharacterized. The transcript has a single exon. Gene Ontology annotation, molecular function: protein binding; RNA binding. The record is from RefSeq and is a predicted model, not a curated record. Gene Ontology annotation, cellular component: small-subunit processome; nucleolus. Gene Ontology annotation, biological process: rRNA processing. NCBI's taxonomy places the organism in Eukaryota, Fungi, Ascomycota, Pichiomycetes, Serinales, Debaryomycetaceae. Bases 1 to 5151 code for a protein of 1716 amino acids.
AUGGCGGAUCCUUCACCAUCCAAAUCUGUUAUAAGUAGUAGUGAUGUUGCCUUUCCUAGAGGAGGUGCUACUGCUUUAUCGGCUUUAGAAAUUAAGGACAUCUCCAAUGAAGCAACAAAAGACGUUCUUUUCGAAGCUUCUAGUGCAUCCAAGAGAUCGAGCUCAUCCAAAUCAGAGCAACCAUCUAAGAAGUCUAAGAAGGGAUCUAAGAAGAAGACAACCAAGACAUCCAACGAAGACGAAGAAGAAAAAUCGAAUGUACAAAUUGAAAAUUUUAGUUUUAAGAAUUUGAUCCCAGGCACCCAAGUGUUGGGUCAAAUUACUAAUAUUGGCAAAUUAGAUUUGACAUUAAGCUUAGGUGAUAAUUUGGUUGGUUACAUUCCAAUCACGUCCAUAAGUGAAGAGAUCACCGAGCAAAUCGAAAAGUUUGAAGAAGUAGACGACGAUAGCGAAGACGAUGAAGAAUUGCAAUACGAUGAUGAAGAAAAGGACCAAGAAAUACAGACCGCAACAUUAAAGACCAAAAGCGCUGAAUUCCCUGUCUUAAAGGACAUUUUCAAAAUCGGACAAUGGUUAAGAGCUAACGUUGUCAAGUCUUCAAAUGAUAGUAAAAAGAAAAGAAUCCAAUUAUCCAUUGAGCCGCAGGUUGUUAAUUCCACUUUAGAGGAUGAAGACCUUACUCCUGGAAACUUGUUACAAUGUUCUAUAAAAUCUAUUGAGGAUCAUGGUGUUAUUUUGAAUGUUGGUAGAUCAAACUUUUCGGGUUUCAUAUCUAAUAAAGAGUUAAAGAAUAGUAAAGAUAUCGAAGCUGAAGACUUGAAGGUUGGUGAUGUUCUAUUGACAAGUAUAGUAUCAAGGCCAUCAUCAAGAACAAUUACUUUGAGACCAGUGCAAUCCAACUCCACAUCCAAGAAAGUCUCAGUAUCAGCAAUUUCGUCGGUAGAUGCUAUUGAACCGGGUAUCUUAGUAGAUGCAUUAGUGUCUGAUAUUACGAAAAAUGGUAUUAUCACAAAGGUAUUUGGUUUAGUCGAUGGUACUAUCAACUUGCCAAAUUUGAACGAUUUCGAUUUACAAACUUUAAAGCAUAAGUAUACAAUUGGUAAUAAUAUAAAGGCUAGGGUUACCGGUAUUUUAUUAAAGAGUGGCACUAAAAGAUUAAUGUUGUCUCAAUUACCUCAUAUAAUAUCUUUUUCAUCCAGUCCAUCGGAUGAAUCUAAUGCUUUGGAUGCUUUUCCUAUAGGUCACAUAUUUGAAGACGUCGAAGUGAAAGGAAGCGAUCCUAACUAUGUUUUUGUUAGUUUUGGAUCUUCUUCUUUACAUGGUCAAGUCCACAAUUCUAAAAUUGAUCCUCUGAAAAAUUUGGAAAUUGAUUAUUCUGUUGGCUCAAAGCAUAGAGCCAGAGUAAUUGGUUAUAAUUCGAUGGAAAACUUAUUGGUCUUAACUAUGGAACCAAAAUUAAUUGAUUCCAAGUUUUUGACUACUGAUGACAUACCAGUUGGUGAAUUUGUUAACGGCGGUGAAAUUGUCAAGGUUUUGCCAGAUUCAGCUGGAAUUAUCGUUAAAGUUUUCAAUGGUUUUGAGGCUUUGGUCCCAGGAAAUCAUAUGUCCGACGUCAGGUUAGUCUAUCCUGAAAGAAAAUUCAAGGCUGGCGGUAAAAUUAAGGGUAGAGUCUUAAGAAAGCAAGGUAAAAAAUUGUUUAUUACUUUGAAAAAGUCAUUAGUAAAUGUCGAAGACAAUGAAAUUUUGACUAGCUUUGAUAAGGCCGCUAUUGGAUUUAAAUCACCUGCAACUGUCGAGAAAUUUGUCCAUAAUGGUGCUAUCGUAUCAUUCUUCGGUAAUUUAAGAGCUUACUUACCUAAGAAUGAAAUUUCCGAAACAUUUGUGAAUCAAGCAAGCGAUCAUUUGAAAAUUGGACAAACUGUAAAUGUCAAGAUAUUAAAUGUUAGCGAAGAUGAUCAAAGAUUAAUGGUUACAUUAAGACAAUCGAUUGACUUGAGUGAUUCUCAAAAAGCCUCCAUAACUGACUUGUAUCCAGGUAGAUCUAUCGCCAACGCAAUUGUCGUUGAGAAGGCUAAAGAAUCUGUAAUCGUUGAAUUGGAAAAUAGCAAUUUGCGUGGUGUUAUCUUUACUGGUCAUUUAUCUGAUGGUAAUUAUGAACAGAAUAGAUCUAUUUUCAAGAAAUUACCAAUUGGGGACAAAAUUGAAGUUUUAGUUUUGGAAAAAGACUUGAAAUCGAGGUCUGUUACUGUUUCCGCUAAGGCUUCUUUGAUUGAAGCAGCAAAGCAUGACGAAGUUCCAGCAUACUUUAAAGAUAUAAAGGUAGAUAAUAAGAUGUUACAUGGUUACAUUAAAUCUGUAACUAAUAUGGGUUUGUUUAUCUCAUUUGCUGGUAAAUUAACUGGUUUAGUGUUGGCUAAGUAUGCAACUGAUAAACCUGAUGAAGAUUUGUCCAAAAAAUUUUACAAGUAUCAAUCUGUCUCUUGCCGUGUAAUUAGAAUUGAUGAAGAAAACAAAAGAUUUUUAUUGUCAUUGAAAAAGAGUGAAAAUUCUAAAGAUUCAUCCAACACAGAGGAAGUUAUCAAUCCAAUUGAUGCCACUAAGUCCACCGUUGGUGAUUAUACUCCUGGUGUUAUUACGAGUGCAGUCAUUAAAUCCAUCAAAGGUACUCAAUUGAACGUUCAAUUGGCAGAUAAUUUGCAGGGAAGAGUUGACAUCACGCAAUGUUUCAACUCAUGGUCUGAAAUUAAAGAUAAAAAACAGCCAUUAUCGCAGUUCCACAAGAAUGAUAAAAUUAAGGUUAAAGUUAUUGGAUUCCAUGAUGCAAAAAGUCAUAGAUUUUUACCAAUCACUCAUCGUAAAACUAAUAAGCAUAUCAUUUUAGAAUUGUCCAUGCUUGAAAAAGAAUUGAAAACCCCAGAUCAGCCAUAUCAUAUGUUAAACUUAUCUAACACUUCAGAAGGUUCAAAAUGGGUUGCUUACAUCAACAACGUUGCAAAAGGAUUUGUAUGGGUUUCCAUUACACCAACUAUUAAAGGACGUAUUUCAUUUAUGGAAUUAAGCAAUGAUGUUUCUGUCUUUGAUGACGUAGAAAACAAGUUACCUAUUGGUAUGGCUAUUGAAGCCGCUGUCAAGGAUAUUGAUAAUGAUCAUAAUACAGUUGUUUUGACUGCAAGAACCAGUACUGUUGGCUCCAUUAAAGACGUAAAGGUCGGUGAUAAGUUGCCUGCAAGAGUUCUCAAGAUUAGAGACACGUUUGUAUUGGUUGAAUUAGGUAAAAAUCUCGUUGCAUCCUCCUUUAUCACUGAUGCGUUGAACGAUUAUACUGAAAAAUUGGACAAUGUUUUCCACACAAAUGAUUUCUGUACGGCUACUGUUUUAGCUGUUGAUGAAGACUCAAAAAAGAUUGCUGUCUCCUUGCGUAAUGAUGAUGCUAAAGACAAGGUUAUUAAUACGGUAGAAGAUUUAAACCGUGGAGAUAUUGUAAGAGGAUUUGUUAAAAAUGUUGCAAAUAAUGGUGUUUAUAUUGCAUUAGGUAGAUCUGUGCAUGCUUUGGUUAGAAUCACAGACUUGUCUGAUUCGUACUUGAAGGACUGGAAGAAAUAUUUUAAACCUCAUCAACCAAUUAUUGGUAAGAUUUCAUCCUGUAAAGAGGAAGGUCGUAUUCUCAUGACCUUGAAGGAAAGUGAAGUUAAUGGUGAAUUGAAUGUCUUAAAGAAAUUCGAAGACUUAGAAGUAGGCGAAAUAUUCGAAGGUUCAGUUAGAAGAGUAACUGAUUUUGGUGUUUUCAUUAAAUUGGAUGGAACUGUCAAUAUAAGUGGUUUAUGUCAUCAUUCCCAAAUUGCCGAUAAUGAUGUUGAAAAUGUUUCAUCAUUAUUUGGAGAAGGUGAUCGUGUCAAGGUUAAGAUUUUAGCAAUUGACCAAGAAAAGAAGCAAUUGUCAUUAGGUAUGAAAGCAUCUUACUUCACUAAUACUGAAGCUUCCUCUGAACAAGAAGAUGUUGAGAUGUCCGAUGCGGUUGAUGAAGACGAAUCAGGUUCUGAAUCUGAUGAUGAACAUGAAAAUGAUGAAUCUGACGAUGAAAUAAUGGAAGAUGUCUUAGAAAAUGAAAAAGACGCUAGUGAGGACGAUAGCGACAGUGAAGGAGAUGAAGAAAAUGAAGAUGCCAAAGCUUCUGGUUUAUCUGGGUUAUCAACUAAUGGUUUUGAUUGGACCGCAUCUAUAUUAGAUCAAGCUGAAGAUAAUUAUUCAUCAUCAGACGAAGAAGAUUUCACGCAUGAAAAGAAGAAGAAGAGAAAAACACUGAAGAUCAUUGAGGAUAAGACUGCCGAUUUAAAUACUAGAGCACCACAAUCUGUGUCUGAUUUUGAAAGAUUAUUGGUUGGUAAUCCUAAUUCCUCUAUCAUGUGGAUGAACUACAUGUCAUUCCAAUUACAAUUGAGUGAGGUUGAUAAAGCGCGUGAAAUUGGUGAAAGAGCAUUGAAGACAAUUAAUUACCGUGAAGAACAAGAAAAGAUGAACAUUUGGAUAGCAUUAUUGAAUUUGGAGAAUACUUUCGGAACUGAUGAUACAUUAGAAGAGACAUUCAAGCGUUCAUGUCAAUACAUGGACUCAUUAACUAUGCAUCAAAAAUUAGUGAGUAUCUACACCAUGUCCGAAAAAUUCAGGAAGGCUGAUGAAUUAUACAAGGUCAUGUGUAAAAAAUUCGGUAAAAAUGUUUCUAUUUGGGUUCAAUAUGGUUCAUCCUUGUUGGAUCGUCAAUUAAAUGAUGAAGCACAUGAGGUUUUAGCUCGUGCUUUACAAGUUUUGCCUAAGAGAGAACAUAUUGAAGUAGUUAGAAAAUUCGGACAAUUAGAAUUUACAAAGGGUGAUCCUGAACAAGGUAGAUCAUUAUUUGAGGGUUUAAUUUCAGAUGUUCCAAAGAGAAUUGACUUGUGGAAUGUUUAUAUUGAUCAGGAAAUUAAGCAAGAUAAUAAGGCUAAGGUUGAGGACUUAUUUGAAAGGGCCAUUAGCAAGAAAUUAUCUCGUAAGCAAGCCAAGUUCUUUUUCAGCAAGUGGCUCUCUUUUGAAGAAGAAAAAGGUGACCAACAAUAUGCUGCUCGUGUUAAAGCUAAAGCAGCUGAAUAUGUCCAAUCUCAUCAAAAGGAUGAAUAA